GUAUUCUGGAAAUAACUGCAGUUGAUGUUGGGAUCGUUGCCAUCAAGGGCUUGUUCUCGGGCAGAUACCUGGCCAUGAACAAGAGGGGAAGACUUUAUGCAUCAGAAAAUUAUAAUGCAGAGUGUGAGUUUGUGGAGAGGAUCCAUGAAUUGGGUUAUAACACCUACGCGUCCCGUCUCUACCGGACUGUACCUAACAGAGCCGGCACCAAGCGCAAAGCCAGUGCAGAGAGACUCUGGUAUGUCUCAAUCAAUGGGAAAGGACGACCUAGAAGGGGCUUUAAAACUCGCAGGACACAGAAAUCAUCUCUCUUUCUGCCCAGAGUAUUGGAUAACAAAGACCAUGAAAUGGUCCGACUGUUUCACACAAAUGUGAGAUAUCGAGAAAGUCUCCUGAAGCCCCUGAGCAAGAACCAGCGAAGAAGGAGAGGACGCUAA
Molecule: messenger RNA, 437 nt
Organism: Antrostomus carolinensis (chuck-will's-widow)
Lineage: Eukaryota; Metazoa; Chordata; Aves; Caprimulgiformes; Caprimulgidae
Gene: FGF3
Product: fibroblast growth factor 3
Exons: 2
Molecular function (GO): growth factor activity
Source: RefSeq, a predicted model, not a curated record